AUGGGGAAAGUUCACCAACGCCGAAUAGUUAAUGAAUCCAAAAAUAAAUUAGCAGCUAAAAUAUCAGAAGCAGCCAAUGUAUUGUUGCCUGAAAAUUCUGGUUAUAUCAUUGCUGAACCCGGAGAGAAAACAACAAAAAUCUCACAAACACAGCUAUCAAAUUCAGUUGAUGUGACUAGUGCUAAGAAACAUUUUGAUUUAAAACUUGAUUUUGGUCCGUACGAUAUUGACUAUUCAUUAAAUGGUCGUCAGUUAUUGAUUGGUGGACGAAAAGGCCAUGUUGCUGCUAUGGACUGGAUUACAAAACAUUUGAUGUGUGAAAUAAAUGUUAUGGAAGAAGUGUAUGACGUCAAAUGGCUUCACAAUGAAAAUCUUUUUUCGGUUGCACAAAAAAAGUGGGUUUAUAUGUACGACAAUCAAGGCGUGGAAGUACAUUGCUUGAAGAACUUAAACAAUGUUUUACAUCAGGAAUUUCUACCGUAUCAUUUUCUUUUAAGUACUGCCAGCGAAGAAGGAUUUUUAUCUUGGUUAGAUGUGUCAAUGGGAAAAUUAGUAACACAAUUUAAUGCCAAAAUGGGUCGAUUGAGCCUUAUGACUCAAAAUUCAAAUAAUGCAUUGAUCUGUUUAGGACAUACAAAAGGUGUUGUGUCAAUGUGGAGUCCUAAUCUUCGGGAACCUGUUGCUAAAAUACUUUGUCAUGGAAAUAUGAUUACAUCACUUGCUAUAAAUUCUAAUGGAAUGUACAUGGCCACAUCUGGUAUGGAUAGGAGUAUUAAAGUUUGGGAUAUACGUAGAUUAAGAGGACCAGUACAAGAUUACAAAGUUAGGACUAGCCCAAGAAGUAUGGUAUUCAGUCAAACUGGAUGUUUAGCUGUGGCCAUCAAUAAUGUUGUUGAUGUGUAUGAAGAAUGUUGUACAAAAACUGUUCAGCAUGCUUAUCUCAGGCAUAACAUUGCCAGAACGAUAAACAAUAUAGCUUUUUGUCCAUUUGAAGAUGUCCUUGGAGCGGGACACGACGGUGGUUUUUCUAGCUUACUAAUACCCGGAUCUGGUGAACCAAACUUUGAUGCUUUGGAGAGAAAUCCAUUCCAAACAAAGAAACAGCGUAAAGAAGCUGAAGUGAAAAUGCUUUUAGAAAAGAUCCCAGCGGAAAUGAUAACAUUAGAAUCGACCGUGGAUGAAGUAGAUAUAAAUACGUUCCAGACAAAACUAACGGCAAGAAAUUCACUUCAAACUGUAAAACCAUUGAAAAUAAAUAUCAAAGUGAGGAAUAAAAUCAAGAAAAAAACCCUAGCUAACCCUUCAAAAAUAAAAGAAAAAAUAUUAGAAGAAAAAACAAAGGAAUUUGUUAGAGCACUGAAUGCACGGCCAAAGGAUGAGAUUGAUGAUGGAAAAUCAACACGUUUUGGUGUACUGGAUAGGUUUAAAAAUAAAAGAAAUCAAAAGAAAUAA
Messenger RNA from Macrosiphum euphorbiae (potato aphid), 1452 nucleotides. The record is from the annotation of a GenBank genome assembly. NCBI's taxonomy places the organism in Eukaryota, Metazoa, Arthropoda, Insecta, Hemiptera, Aphididae.